Messenger RNA from Monopterus albus (swamp eel), 3174 nucleotides. It is a transcript of the gene frmd5b, whose product is annotated as FERM domain containing 5b. Gene Ontology annotation, biological process: actomyosin structure organization. The record is from RefSeq and is a predicted model, not a curated record. Gene Ontology annotation, molecular function: cytoskeletal protein binding. The transcript is spliced from 14 exons. Bases 358 to 2079 code for a protein of 573 amino acids. Gene Ontology annotation, cellular component: cytoskeleton. NCBI's taxonomy places the organism in Eukaryota, Metazoa, Chordata, Actinopteri, Synbranchiformes, Synbranchidae.
UGGCUGGCUGACUCGUCUUUCAACAGCCAAACCGCCUUAGCGGCACUGAGAGCGGAAUGGCAACGGCGAGGAGACGGGGGGAGAAGGUGUGGUGAGGAGGAGACAGUUUAACUGGACCAGAGAAGCAGCAGCAGCAGCAGCAGCAGCAUCCUCACUGUCUGAAGAAACGCGCCGUGUGGUACGUCGACCAGUCUGCGCUCACACUGAUAAAACGAUGCUCCAGCGCGCCGCACUGUCGCUGCAGCUGACCAGGUGUUGGACCAAAGAACAGGGACGGCGUUGACGUGACAGGGGAGAAACUUGUAUGUAUGUGUUGUGUGCCCUUCUCCCUGGUCCCGUACGCAGACGACCGAGAAGAUGCUAAGCCGACUGAUGAGCAGCAGCAUCAGGAGUCUGGACAGGGAAUGCAACUGCACCGUGAGGCUGCUGGACGACUCGGAGUACACCUGCACGAUUCAGCGUGAUGCUAAGGGACAGUACCUGUUUGACCUCAUCUGCCACCAUCUCAACCUACUAGAGAAAGACUACUUUGGCAUCAGAUAUGUUGACCCAGACAAGCAGAGGCACUGGUUGGAUUUUACAAAGUCAAUUGCCAAACAAAUGAAAUCCCAGCCUCCAUUCACUAUGUGUUUGCGUGUCAAGUUUUACCCACCUGACCCUGCUGCCCUGAAAGAGGAAAUCACUAGAUAUCUCGUCUUCCUGCAGGUUAAGAGGGAUCUCUACCAUGGUCGCCUUCUGUGCAAAACAUCAGAUGCUGCUCUGUUGGCUGCUUACAUAUUACAAGCUGAAAUUGGUGACUAUGACCCUGGGAAACACCCAGAGGGCUACAGCUCCAAGUUCCAGUUCUUUCCCAAGCACUCAGAAAGGCUGGAGCGGCGGAUUGCUGAGAUCCACAAGACUGAGCUAAUAGGUCAGACUCCUGAAACAUCAGAGCUCAACUUCCUCCAGAAGGCUCAGAUGCUGGAGACGUAUGGCGUGGACCCUCAUCCAUGCAAGGAUGUGUCUGGCAACCCAGCUUUUCUGGCUUUCACUCCUUUUGGAUUCACUGUGCUGCAAGGGAACAGGAGGAUCCACUUCCUCAAAUGGGAGGAGGUGACCAAACUCAAGUUUGAAGCUAAGACAUUCCAUAUAUAUGCAAAUCAGAAGGAGGAUAAGAAGAUCAUACUCACAUACUUUGCACCUACACCUGAGGCCUGUAAGCAUUUGUGGAAGUGUGGAGUCGAGAACCAGGCCUUCUACAAGUUGGAGAAGUCGAGUCAAGUCCGCACUGUGUCCAGUAGUAAUCUCUUUUUCAAGGGUAGUCGCUUUCGAUACAGUGGAAAAGUUGCAAAAGAAGUAAUGGAACAAAGUGCCAAAAUUAAAAGAGACCCCCCUGAAAUUCACAGGGCUGGCAUGGUGCCAAGUCGGAGCUGUCCAUCCAUCACACAUGGCCCUCGCUUGACCAGCGUGCCCAGGACCCGACGAAGAGCCGUGCACAUCUCCAUCAUGGAGGGUCUGGAGUCCCUUCGUGACAGCGCCCACUCCACACCCGUGCGCUCAGUCUCUCAUGGCGGCUCCUUCAUGCCUUCCCGUGGCCAGAUGGUGGACGGCAGCGAGGUCAGCACCUCAGCCGUUAUCUCCGAUGAGGCCUACAGCCCCUCAGACAGUGUGCUGCCUACACCUGUGGCCGAACAUGGGAUGGAGAUGCCUUUGGCGCGCCACCUCAAUGGCUCUACUUGCAGCAUCGAUGAGAAGGAGUCGGAGGCAGGAACAUCGAAGGAAGGACAAGCAGCCGAGUUUGGGCCUGGCAGGAGGGCACUGCAUAUGGUCCAGAGCAGGCCAUCACCACAAGGCGAUGUGGAGGAGCUGAACAAGUUCAUCCUGAGCGUGUUACGUCUGUUUCUGGUUACCAUCGGACUGCUGUUCGCCUUGCUGCUGCUCCUCAUCAUGCUGACAGAGUCAGACCUUGACAUUGCCUUCCUGAGAGACAUCCGCAAGACACCUGAAUUCCAGCAGUUCCACUUUGAAUACUUCUGCCCUCUGCGGCGUUGGUUUGCCUGUAAGCUGCGGUGGAUAGGAGGUUUCCUCAUCAGCCAGUGAGUCUGAGUGACAGAUGCAGACAUUGAGUGACACAACAGAGGCCUCCACUGAUGGAAAUGGGAGAUAUACAAUAGACAGGUCAGAGGAGUGAGGGGAGGGCAAAGGAAAAAGAUGGCAACAUGUUCCCAACAUUAACUCAACUUCUCCCUGAAGAGCCUUGUUCAUUAUGUUUGACCAUCAAGGAAAGAUGAGGCAAGAAAAUCACAUUUUACUUUGAAAAUUCAGGUCAGUUCAAGGUAUUUUAUUUUUACACAAAGUCACACCGACAGGAUUUAAUUUAAACACUGAAAUGGACAAGCAAGUCUGACAGACUUCAUUUAUUCAACCAUAGAUAAUAGCUGCCUUUAUUUUUGUAUUAACUUAUAGCUUGUAACAUUACUGUAAGAGAAUGACACGAUGUGUUGGGGUGUGUGUUGUGUGACCUGCGAGAUAGUGGCCAGUAGGGCUGCCCCCUAAAAGUCAAGUCAUUAGUCAAGAGACCUGUCAGUCGAAUGAGACUCUUCUAGUCGAGCCUUUGUUAUUUUAUUUUAUUCAGCCAGUGUGCAUUACAGUAGAAAGUAGCCCCAGCCAGUAGUUUGUUGUCUUCUUCCCAUUUUGGUGUGCCAAGCAGCAAUUUGCUCCAUACUUGCCCACUUCAGCUGUGACACUGUCCAAUAUAUCAAUGUACAUUAAAGUGCUCAUGGCAUGCUCAUUUUGCUCAUUUCCAGCCAUUUAAUGUUUAAUCUUGGGUACCUCUAGAUUAGCUUGCACCCAUCAAAACUCCAAAUAGUUUGUAAUUAUUUCAGAACGAUAAAACUCGAGAGCCUCCUCCUGAAAACAGGAUAGUUCAUGAAGGUGCACAACACCUGUUGUCAGUGUUGUGUAGACAUGUGUUUCCCCAUCGAGAUGUGUUUUCCCUAAACUGAAUCCUAACAUUAUCCUAACCAUAGCCACUGAGGGGGGGUGCUACAUGAAACCGAAUUUUGAACAGGAGAAAAACAUCUCGACGGGGGAACAAUUUUCGCCACAAGACAUGUCAAGGCCAAUGCAUAAACAAAAAACACUGACAAAUAAGCAACAUUUUUGACAAUGACAACUCAAAUCCUACCUGACAUG